AAAUGUAUACGUGUGCUCAGUCGGUGGGAACUUGCUAGGAUCGACUGACUGUCCGAUAACGGGAGUCUCUCCCGUUUCCGAGUCGCGUGUGCGUGUGUGGGUGUAUAUUUGUGCGCGCUAAGAUACGCGUCUCUGCAGAACGGUGGCUUAGCUUAAGGGCCAAGUGUCGUUUUAAUCAUCUCCUAGGAUUAUCUCUAUACCUAAGGGCCAGGAUUUUUGAAUAUUCUUAGUGCUAGCCGGUCGCCUUUAAGAGCGAUUACAGUCGAGAUAUUGACACAACUCUUUUCAAAAUAGAAAUCAAAACAAAAACAAUAAGCACAAAAACGCAAAAGCUCCGUCAUUCCUCAAUAAUGCCUUGAAAACGAAUAAAACGGAGUAAAGGUUUACCUACAAUGACCGCGGUGACCCUAUCAUGGUUAGCAGUUUUGAUCCUAGUCAUUCUCUCACUCUCAAACUUAGCAGAGGCCAAAUCAGAGCAGCGAGAUAACGACGAUGAAGACUGGGGAGAUGGAGGCUUCUUAAAAAAUCAGAAGCCAUACACCGUUGAAAUUGAGGAUCUCACCCUAGAUGGUGGAUCAUCUCCGGUGAUAGGAGAUGACGUACCCGAUGAUCAAAUGGUCGACUCGCAUAUGAGUAACCUCUACUCUGAAAUGAUGUCAACAGUCAACCAAGAUGGUUUGAAACAGCACGGUGGAGGUCAUGCCGGAGGCCUAGGAGGCCAUGGUGGAGGUCACGGAGGAGGCCUCGGAGGCCACGGAGGCCACGGGCUGAAGAAGAAGAAAAAAAAACCAAAACCACACAAAAAAAAGAAGGGUUUCAAGGAGAAGUUCCUUCCUCUCUUGCUGAUUCCCUUCAUUAUACAAACAACGCUGAUUCCAAUGUUCAUUAUGAAACUCAAAAUGAUUGCCAUGAAAGCUGCUGUUCUAGGCAAGCUUGCCCUAACGUUACUAGCUUUUAAUUUUAUACGUAACUACAGAUUUGGAGGUGCUCAAACAGCUGAUGAGCAUUACAGCAAUCGACUUGCAGAGGAACAUUACGGUUACAGUGGAGGUGCUCCUGAAAUAGGGGCUUGGGUCAACGGAAGGAGUUUCCAUGCUUUACAUUAAUAUGGUUUUCAGGAAUGAUUGUCCAAUGCAUUUGUAAAAUUCAACCGAUUAAAAUUGAUCGCCAACAGUUUGGUCCUGCUGAAAUUAAAUGCCUGCAUGUACCUGCCUGAUAUACGACAAAUCAUCAAUGCAACCGCCCAACCGAGGAGCUUGAGGGACAAGGGGCGUAAUAAAGUGCAGUUUUUGCUACUUCGAGAAAUACGUUUUUGAAGCUUCGAAAUCACAUGGAUCCUUAUGGCGGAAAGAAAGUUCAAACUGACAUUUUGAUGCUUAAAAAUUGGAAUUCGUGGGCUAAUUUUUCACAGAAUUUGCAUUUAGACUUUUUUUUAACUGAAUUCAUUACUAUCUCAUUUCUUUAAAAAACUGCACGUAUGCGUAUAUUGUCCUCCAAUCCCUCAGUUAUUCUUGUACACACAUUUGAUUAGGUACUCACUAAACAUGAACUAUUGCUGCAAAAUUAAAAAUAUCGAAAGGCUCCCUUUCGUAGGUAUAAUUUGUUUAUCCACUCAGGGAAAAAAUUAAUCCCAAAUUUGUUCUUAAUUUAGAAAAGUAAAUAAUUUUUAAAUCAAAAUCAAAGUCGUAUGGUUGACUCUCUAAUGACAAAUUUUAAUUGUAAUAAAAGAAAUUGACUUGUUA
Bemisia tabaci is the source of this 1742-nucleotide messenger RNA. RefSeq lists its product as uncharacterized. The record is from RefSeq and is a predicted model, not a curated record. NCBI's taxonomy places the organism in Eukaryota, Metazoa, Arthropoda, Insecta, Hemiptera, Aleyrodidae.